AUGCAGGGAUUCUCCUCACAGAUCAGCAGCUCCUUUAAGCCCAUCGGCAACCGCCGUUGCCCGUUCCAACGCCCACAGAACCCACUCCAGGCGAUUCUUUCUCUCAGGUUGUUUCGGACGUACCACUGUAACAACGGGUUCUGCUGCGGUACCCAGGUGCCAGUCCGCAAGAGAGGACCCUCCUACUUCGGCCUCCACUUUAGCUUCCCUGACGAAAGGAGUCGUCUGCUGUUCGCCGGUAGAGCCGACGGCAACUCACCCUCUAAACGACGACCAAUGAGAUCUUCCUUCCCCGAGCCCAAUGGAGGUUCUCCAGGGAGCACAAGUUCUGCCUCACCUGAUGAUGCUGCCACCGGCAAUGCUGGCAAUGACGAGAACCCGCAACUUGCAGCCACAACUGUUGAGCGCUCAGCUGCGACGGUAGCAACAACACAUGCCGGUGAAGGCCGAAGUGGACCGCGGUCGAGGAACGGAUGUUGGACGUGCCGCACCAAGAAGGUCAAAUGCGACGAGCAGAGACCCAACUGUCAUCGCUGCAUGCGUCUGAGGCUGCUCUGCGAUUACGCACCCCGCUUCAAACUUCCCAAGAGAGGCAAAGCGCGCAAAGAUCGAUCUGUGCCGUCACAGCUCAUUAUGCCUUCGGCCUCGUCGGCUAUGUCGGCUGAAAGAGGCGGCGGCGGCGACAGCUCACCCAGCUGGCUACCAACUUGGGCGCAUGCCGCUACUUAUCUCAGCCAGUCCAAGUCUUUGUCACUCUUCAGCCCAGAGGCACCGGCUAUGGGGGUAUGCUCUCUGGAUCUCUCAUCCGCCGAUCACGAGGCGAUUCGACUGAUCCCAUGGUCAUGCAUGUGGUUCUUGCUCUUGGCGGGCGAGAACUGGAAUUCCGGCGAAACAAGGACACUGAAGAAUCUCGGGGGCCAGAAACUCCACUUCAGCACUAUUCCUCGGCGCUGCGGAUGA
Molecule: messenger RNA, 960 nt
Organism: Colletotrichum higginsianum IMI 349063
Lineage: Eukaryota; Fungi; Ascomycota; Sordariomycetes; Glomerellales; Glomerellaceae
Product: Zn 2cys6 transcription factor
Exons: 3
Coding region: 1-960 (319 amino acids)
Biological process (GO): regulation of transcription by RNA polymerase II
Molecular function (GO): DNA-binding transcription factor activity, RNA polymerase II-specific; zinc ion binding
Source: RefSeq, a predicted model, not a curated record